AUGUUGAAGUUGGAUUGGAAGAACCAUCCGAAGGACAGAGCAAGGAGGUUCCAGUACCGUCUAAAGAUGAUGACAAGACUGUCUCGGAUACGUCGAAGAAAGAUGGCGAAGAAGCUUCUGGAGCACUCGGGAGAGCAGAUAAAUGAGCCUUUGAAAUCUCAUGAAGAAGAAAGCGAAAUGCGCGCAGAUGUUGCGGAAUCAUCUUCUGCACCGGCUGAUAAUCUCGUUAACGUGCAAACGACUGAGAGUGCAAAGUCUUCGCGUUUAGAUGACAAGAACGGCGAAGAAAAGCCUCUUGAGGAAGAAAAAGGUGUGAUUAUCUCUCCUAUGAACCUGAGAAAGCCAAGACACAAGAUGUUGUGGGGAUAUCACCGUCAGCUCAUGGUUGUUCAAUAUAGCAACGGGCGAAUAUCUUCACGAGCAGUUCGACCUUCGUCACGAUUCCUGAAUGCUGACUUUCAUUUCACCGCUUCGAAGGAGGAGGGGAGGACGUCAAAAGAUCAGCGCUCAAGAGGUCCCUCGUCGCGGUUGCAGUGUGCAAACUGUGCGCAGGACGUCGCUUGCUACGCUUUCUUCGCGGUGACAACUGAUAAGCCGAGUGAGCUUGUAGUUGCUGAUGGCGGCAGUGCAGGAGAGAACGCUGAGAAAAGUGAUGCGCUUGCAGAACGCAAAGUAGACUCUACCCCAAUCCAAUCUGGAGCGAGUUCACUCCCCAAAACGAAGCCUGUAGCUGUUGGAAGGUCACAUGUUAUGAAAACUCGAAGAGUAUCGGACGAGCAACCAAGAAUAAAGCUCAAAAUAAAACUUGGCAGAACUCCUUGGAUAAAAAUUUUGGGAAGCACCAACGAUGCUAAAGCAGAGGCGCCCACACCCAGUGAAGUUCGCACCUCUGUUCCGGAGAAGACUCCACAUGUGGUCCCCGUGAAGCCAAAGACUCCUGCAAAGAGGUACAUCUCUCCCUGGUCUCACUAUGUGCCGUCCGUGAAGCCAGUCCUCGGAAACGUUUACUACAGUGACGGUACGUAA
Ostertagia ostertagi is the source of this 1026-nucleotide messenger RNA. The record is from the annotation of a GenBank genome assembly. NCBI's taxonomy places the organism in Eukaryota, Metazoa, Nematoda, Chromadorea, Rhabditida, Trichostrongylidae.